Molecule: messenger RNA, 1056 nt
Organism: Cannabis sativa
Lineage: Eukaryota; Viridiplantae; Streptophyta; Magnoliopsida; Rosales; Cannabaceae
Exons: 2
Coding region: 1-1056 (351 amino acids)
Source: RefSeq, a predicted model, not a curated record
AUGAAAAUUCCCGCAGACUCUCAACUAGAGUUCAGGACUUAUUUUGCCCAGGUGAUAGAGGAAUUGAAGGACAUAAAGAUUCAAUUAACAAAGUUAAAUGAUUCUUCAGCCAUUCAAGAGCGUGGUAAGCUUCCCGCUCAGCCUCUAAUUACUCCCAAAGGGCAACAUAUGGCACAAACCUCCACUUCUUCAAAGUCUAAUCUAAAAAAGGUUAAUGCCAUUACUACUCGAAGUGGUCAAAGUACAGUAUCACCAUUACCUAAGACCACUAGUGUACCAAUGCCUGCUCCAGAUGCUAAAAUGCCACAGAACCCUCCAGUGAAGGUGCCCUUCCCUCAGGCUUUGAAAUCUACUAAGAAGGUACUGGAAAAUCAUGGUGAAAUCCUAGACAAUUUAAAACAAGUGAAGAUCAAACUGCCUCUCUUGCAUGUGAUCAAACAAGUACCAGCAUAUGCCAAGGUCAUCAAGGAUUUAUGCACCAUGAAAAGAAAACACCAUGUCAAGAAAACUGCAUUCUUGACAGAACAAGUAAGCCUAGGAGAAAUCAAGCCCACAUCUGUGGUGCUGCAAUUGGCUGACCGCUCAAUCAAAAAGCCACGAGGAAUAGUUGAAGAUGUCUUGAUUAAAGUUGGAAAAUUCUAUUACCCCGCUGACUUUUUGAUUUUGGACACUCAGUCUGAGGUUAAUACUGAGUCAAAAAUUCCCAUCAUUCUCGGUAGGCCUUUCCUUGCAACAGCCAAUGCUCUCAUUAACUGUAGGAAUGGUCUCAUGAAAUUAUCUUUCGGGAAUAUGACUAUGGAAGUCAAUAUUUUUCAUGUUGUGAAACAACCACCAGACGAGGAGGAAGAUUGCUAUCAUACUGAUGUGAUAGACACAAUUGUUGAGGAGGAAAUUCUUUUGCAUGAUGAUUCUGAUUCUUUAAAUGAUCUCCUCCAUGACUUUGAUACUGAAAAUAUGCUUUAUCCACCUGAGGAAGCCAAUGUUUCUUCCAUUCUUGAGAUGUCCCAAGAUGAAGCAUCACCGUCGCAAUAUGAGAAUUUGCGAUUCCAGACCUGA